GCCCAUUGUGCAGCUAUGUAAUUAACAAUAAACAAACAAACUCUAAAGCUCCAGUUCGUUUGCUAUCUAAUAGUGAAUAAUAAGUAAUAUUCACAACUAGAUUUAUCAUGUUAAUCUUAAGAGUAUUAUAUUAAUUGGGUUUCUAUGGGAAGAAUUAACAAAAUAUACCUGUGAACUGCUUCCUCAAUAUAUUUAUUAAUUAAAUGCAAGCUUUCAAGCUUAUUUAUGAGUUUAUUUUGGGAAGCUUAUUAAUUAAUUCUCAAAUUAAAUGAAAUUUGUGGCAGGAAUUUGGGUUUAAAAAUCUUUCAAGCCACAGAACCGUUUUUGGGGCCUGAAAGAUAACCCUGGAUGGUCAGAAAUUUUUGCUUCUGUUCGCCCCGCGCGGUGAAAAGUUCCAUAACAUCCCAUGCUUAACUUAAUCCUCUUUACAUGUUCCCAGUUGUGGGAAGAUUGUUCCUUAUAAUGAUACAGAAUGCCAGUAGGAAUUAUUAUGAUCAGGACCAAGAGAUAAAGAAUUCUAAUAUAAGUUUUCGAGGUGGAAGCGAAAGUAAAAGUGAUGAUGAGGAAAGGGAUGACCAGAUUUCAACUUCAAAAGAAGAUACAGCAGCAGUUUGGGAUGAUGAUGAUGAAGAAGAACUGAAAUAUGGUGCCAAGCAUGUUAUCAAGUUAUUUGUUCCUGUUACAUUAUGUAUGCUGGUUGUUGUGACAACAAUAAGCUCUAUUACAUUCUACACUGAAACAGAUGUUUACCUGGUCUACACACCUUUUACUGAUCAGACAGUGGACACAGGAACCAAAGUGUGGCAAUCCUUUGCAAAUGCCCUCAUUUUGAUGGGAGUAAUAGUAUGCAUGACUAUUCUACUUAUUUUACUUUACAAGUUCCACUGCUAUAAGGUCAUUCAUGGAUGGUUAAUUGUGUCUUCACUCAUGCUGCUGUUUCUUUUUUCAUACAUAUAUUUAGGAGAAGUGUUAAGGGCAUACAACAUUCCAAUGGAUUAUUUUACUGUGGCAAUUAUUAUGUGGAACUUUGGAGUUGUGGGAAUGAUCUGUAUACACUGGAAGGGGCCUUUGUUACUACAGCAAGCCUAUCUCAUCCUAGUGUCAGCUCUAAUGGCCUUGAUAUUUAUCAAGUAUCUGCCAGAUUGGACAACAUGGGUAGUACUAGGUGUAAUUUCUGUUUGGGAUCUGAUUGCUGUAUUGUGUCCAAAUGGACCACUGAGAAUACUAGUGGAAACGGCUCAAGAAAGAAACGAGCCAAUAUUUCCAGCCCUUAUCUAUUCGUCUGCAGUGGCUUGGUGUGUUAUGGCAGAUAAGGACUUCACUAACAAUCAGACUGAACAAACACAAAAUAAAAUGGUAUCAGAUGGAGAGUCUUCACAUUUUGAGAAGGAAAUGAUAGCUCCUAGGCAGAAUGAUUCAGACAGGCAGAGACUGCCAAGUGAUGAGCAAGUAGUUACCCUACAAUCUAGUCAGCAAGAUCUCGAGGAAGAAAACUGGGUCAUCAAAGAUGUUACUAAUGAGGAUGCACAGAAUAAAAAGGAAAAACAAGGUGUAAAGCUAGGACUUGGAGAUUUCAUCUUCUAUAGUGUUUUGGUUGGAAAAGCCUCUUCUUUUGGAGACUGGAAUACAACUAUAGCUUGCUUUGUUGCCAUUUUGAUAGGUCUGUGUCUCACAUUACUGUUGCUUGCUAUUUUUAAGAAGGCUUUACCAGCAUUGCCAAUCUCCAUUGCCUUUGGUCUAGUAUUUUAUUUUGCUACUAGUUCAGUUGUUCGUCCAUUUGCCGAUAGUCUAGCAAGUGAGCAGUUAUUCAUUUAGUGUUAACUUAUAACUGUUUAAUAUUUGAACAAUUUAUGUUACUUGUUAUAUUAUUUCUCUGAUUGUAAUAACUAAAAUAUGUUUUUGUGUGACAUUUGCUGGAAUCAUAUCUUGUAAACCAGUAGCAAUUAAAAAUUUGUAUUUUUAGUUAUGAAGAAUUGAAUGCAAAAAUAAAUUGUGUUGAAAGACA
This is a messenger RNA of Limulus polyphemus (Atlantic horseshoe crab), 2005 nucleotides long. Its product is annotated as presenilin-1-like. The coding region runs from base 430 to 1815 and encodes 461 amino acids. Gene Ontology annotation, biological process: membrane protein ectodomain proteolysis; Notch receptor processing; amyloid precursor protein catabolic process. The transcript has 11 exons. Gene Ontology annotation, molecular function: aspartic endopeptidase activity, intramembrane cleaving. The record is from RefSeq and is a predicted model, not a curated record. NCBI's taxonomy places the organism in Eukaryota, Metazoa, Arthropoda, Merostomata, Xiphosura, Limulidae. Gene Ontology annotation, cellular component: perinuclear region of cytoplasm; lysosomal membrane; mitochondrial inner membrane.